AUGAACGGACUGCAAGUCGCUUAAUUUUGCAUGGCUUUUGAGCUUUCUUGAGAGAUUGCUUUAGCUAGAGAUGUCAUCGCUCUACGCAACAGCAUUUAGAGGUGAAAUAUGGAUUGUAAAACAGGACAAGCAAGCCAUCAAAGCUUCGGUAGUUGCGUUAGACAAGGAAAACAGACAGUUUACAAAACUGAAAGAAAGUCUGUUGAACAUUGAUAUUGUGGGUGGAGAUAUCAAAGUGCUUGCAUUCUCUUGUGUUGUGGAAGCAUCUACGGGUCUCAGGCAACCAUGCUUGGUAAUUGAACAGCACCUCUUCAAGAACAAUUCAAUUCUGCAUUUCUAUUUCUUUGUAAAUGAAAGAACACUUACCAAGGUGUCUUCCUUCUCCCACAACUCACGUUUUACUUAUACAAAUUUCAUGCUGUCUGACGGCCCAAGUCUUUCGUGGAUAAGCAAUGAUAAAAUUCACUUCUUAAGGCGGAGUUUCCAAUCUACAAGUCUUAUAUAUACAUCGCAUUUAUUCACUAAUAAUAUCACCAMAAACUUGACAUUGCUUUGGUCUGGUAACUCAAAAGGGCAAUUCUAYACUGUUUGUUGUUCUAAAGAAGACGUCAUAUUCGCUGAUGCUGAAAAUGGCUGKAAUUCAAGUCAGGGAAUAGUCCCAAGUUUGUAUUCAUCUAUUUUGGCUUGCCUGUGUAUUUAUGAUGCACUGAAUAUAGAUAAUCUAAAUGUAUUUUCAAACAAUGGUAGUUGUUAUAAACAAGAAGUUUAUGUUGGGACAACUAAGGGUCAGCUGAUCAAAUUUACUGGAGGGAAAUUUGUGUCACAUUGGCAGCUUCCUUUUGAUGACCCCUGCAAGAUUGAAAUAACCCAGACAGAUARCAGUGCAACCUGUGCCAUUGUGAAGUCUCAACAAAACGCAGUUUGUGUGAUUAAUCUAUCACAGAAUAAGGUUGUAAAUAAAUGGUCCAAUCAAGAACUUCUUUUAAUUGAUGACUUUUUGGAAAAUGGUACGAAACAGUURUGCUUGGUUCAAAAUAAUUCAAGUCUAGAAAACUUCAUGCAAGGCUAUCUACUUGCUACUCUUGAUGGGAAGACAAUAGGCCUGGRCCAGGAAUGUCCUACAGACAAAAUUUCAUUGAAUGCAAGCCAGUCAAGUAGUGAAUGCAUUUUAUCUACAAUUCAAGCUCUGAGAACACAAUUUCAGGAAAGUAAAUCUAAUUUAUCUGAGCUGAGAAUAGAAUACAAUAACAAGAUGCAGAUGAUUGACAAUACCUGCAAAAUAUUGCAUAAAACAGUAGGAAACAGUUCCCAGGGGAAAGUCAUUGAAGAAUACAAAAAGAGUUCUAACUUGGUUCAUUUGAUUGGAGAUGAAGCUAGUUCAGAAAAUUGGAACGAAGAAAUGCAAGAUAAUGGGCCUGUAUUGAAGCAACCUGAGAUCAGCCAUAAGAUUAUGGAAGUUUGGCAGAGAGUAAUUGGAAGCAAUUGGAUAAUUGGUGUUGAUUUAAAGGAUCUUGAUAAAAGGAAUGUGUCAGACAUUUCAUUAUCCCUAGUAAGUUGCUCCAAGGAGAACCAGACGUCAUCAUGCCAGACACUCUUUGCUUCUAACAACCCAAGGCUUGUAGCUGUCAAUCAUGGUGACGAGCACCUUACACCAUCUUCUAAAAGAAAGAAACUUGAACAUUCRUUUGACUCUUGUGUUGCCUUGGUAACCACCUUGCCRUCAUUYUCCAAAGGAAAKAAUAUUUCUGGWCAUGUGACAUUAUCAUGGACUGAUUGUCAUGACAACKURUCAAUGCGGCGAAUUAUUAGCUGUGGUUAUGUUCAYUUGGAUAUUGAUCAGCUUAUAAGGGGAGAUUUGGGAAUAUCGCAGGAAAAUGGUAGUGACCAKAGACAGAGAGAUUUGAAAGCUCUUAAAGCGAUUUCACUGGAGACUACAUUAUCAAUCAGCAAUCUACCCAGUCCAUUCAACAUGUUGGGUGCAUUGUGUAAAGAGUUGGACUUGRUUCCAAUCACGUGUAACGGUACAAAUGAAUCAGAAGAAAUACUACGGUCAGCUUCUAAAUGCACGGGCAUCAUUGAAGGGGUAGGGAUUGUUGUGGAUAGCGGAGGACUUGCACAGCAAACUGAGAUCCAGCUUUUUACGAGGAAUCUAGAGCAAGUUUAUGCUAUCAUCCACAAAAUACGUGACGCUUUACCUGACGAUGUCAUUAUUAAAACCAGUGAAAAGAUCAGAGCAAACGCUGAUUCYCACCUUUUAAGAAGCAUACACAAUGUACUUGUCUUAACAAAAGAGGAUACGAUGAGAGCCUUAUCAAAGAAGCAUCAUAUUCCAAUUCUAGACAUGACAGGCGCUGACUGUAGUGAUGUAAAGAUACGUAAUAUUCGCAAAGCUUUKGAAGAAAAGAGAACAACGUUUGUAUAAAGCAAACCAUGUCAUAAAGAUGGUUGUACAAGCAAAGAUUUGUUUCGAGUAAGUAAAGUAAAUAAAACUAUUGAACUGYGAUUUAUGUAAGGUUACAGGUUUUGAGUGGACGUCAAUCAAUGCAAAUUUACACCACCUAAGACUUUGAGGUUAAUAAUAAAAAUCUGAUAAAUUUCCACGGAUCAAGUGAGAUGGCUAAAGUGGUAAUGCACUUUUGAUGAGUUACAAGGAUAUCGCACCCUCGCAUUGCUUUAGACGAAUCGCAUACGAAAGUCCAUUUGUAUCCGCAACGUACCCGGAUGUGAUGAGAAUAAGUAGACAGAACAAGCGCAUUAAUGUCCAAAAAAGGGGGUACAAACUUAUUCGGCACAUAUCCGGUGAUACAUCGUAUAUGCAGAAAUUUCGCAAUCGGAGCGAGCGAAGACACCGAGCGUAUGGCGAAGACACCGAGCGUAUAGCGAAGACACCGAGCGUAUGGCGAAGACACCGAGCGUAUGGCGAAGACACCGAGCGUAUGGCGAAGACACCGAGCGUAUGGCGAGGACACAUUGACGAUAAUUGAAUUUGCGUUAAAACUACGAAUAAAAAAUCCUUUUUCAAGCGCUUUUUCCUCCCGUUCUGUUGAAUUACCAUGAUCGUGGAGGAAAAUAGUUGCUUAAGAUUGUGUAGACGCAUGCACGGCAUGAGACAAUGAACUAUACAAAUGUGCAUUCAUGCACAUGCAAUAUUGCACAUGCAAGUUCGC
This is a messenger RNA of Exaiptasia diaphana, 3167 nucleotides long. Its product is annotated as Fanconi anemia group B protein. NCBI's taxonomy places the organism in Eukaryota, Metazoa, Cnidaria, Anthozoa, Actiniaria, Aiptasiidae. The transcript is spliced from 10 exons. Gene Ontology annotation, biological process: positive regulation of double-strand break repair via homologous recombination; interstrand cross-link repair; replication-born double-strand break repair via sister chromatid exchange. The record is from RefSeq and is a predicted model, not a curated record. The coding region runs from base 71 to 2422 and encodes 783 amino acids. Gene Ontology annotation, cellular component: Fanconi anaemia nuclear complex.